Molecule: messenger RNA, 5197 nt
Organism: Delphinapterus leucas (beluga whale)
Lineage: Eukaryota; Metazoa; Chordata; Mammalia; Artiodactyla; Monodontidae
Source: RefSeq, a predicted model, not a curated record
UCUUGUGAGCGUGGGCCAGCCCUGCGGUUAGCGAUGGCCAACAGUCAGAGGUGACCUGUGAAACUUCCCAGCUGGGUGUUGACAUGGACGCGGCUUCCUCUUGCACUCCUGGAACGUUCCCUCGUCAGGCCAGCUCCACGCCAUGAGAUGCCAGGCUGCCCAGAGAGGUCCCGUGAAGGAGGACGGGGCCCCAGCGGAGUGCCCACUGACCACAGGCAUCCACGGUGGACCAUUCCACCCAGGCGAGCCUCGGGGCAACAGCGGACACAUAGACACAGGUGCAGUAAAAGCACUACCCAGCUGAUCCCGGCAGCCCACGUGAUGUAAGUGGUGGCUGAUUUAAGACACUUAAGUUUUGGGUAUACAGGUGAUACCAUUUUUUAUCUGUUCAGCAUCCCAUCCUUUGGGGGAGCCAACCUGGCCCCCUCCAGGUGGUCCCCAGCCCCCCUCCUUCCCACUCUUUCCCCUCUGUUGCUGUCACAGGUUGGCCCUGCCCGUCUUCCAGAAUCUCCCUCUGGGGCUGGAGGUGUUUGGAGCUUAAUCAUCUCGUGGGCUUGCCCUUAAAAACCCAGAUUUUCUCAUUCUAGCUGCUCGGCUUGCUUCCAGGUCACGUGCCAACACUGGCCCCUCUCCCCCCUCCCUCCACACCAUCUCAAGUUAGUUUCUCCUGUUUCCACUAAGGAGCCACGAAUGACACAAACGUUGGCAGGAGGGAGGAGAUGGGAGGCCACAGUGCCCUGGGCCAGGGGCUUGGGGACAAGUUCUCACCUGAGAAGGGAGAGGUUCCCGAGGUCCCAGGGUCCGUGGCCCUGUUGCCGAGAGCUGAACUGCUGAUCGUGUCCAGUGGGGGGUCUGCACGGCUGCCCCUGACAGCGGUGGGCCGUGGAGAGGGGCUCGCUGACCCCGCAGUUCUCACCCGGCUGCGGGGUGAUGCGCAGGGCUGGUUGGCUGCUCUGCUCGGAGACUCCGUGCCGGCGCCCCUGGGCUGAAAUCCUGGAAAACUGAACUGGGGGCAGAGCCCGCAGGCGCUGCACGUGGCACUGGCUCAACUUGCAGUCACUGCAACAAGAGUGGGGCGUUCGCUGGAAAAGGCUGGAAGCGGUUGUUUGAAAGUCAACACCUGGGAGGCCUGGGAAGCUCCCAACCCAGAGGGAGCAGUUCCCGCGCUGGUGGACGGUCGGGAAUUCCCAUAGCCCUGUCUUGCUCCCAGAAGGCUCCGGGCAGCGAUCCCGAGGGUAGCCUGGGGACAGAGAGCUUCCGCAGAGGGAAAUGGAAGAAGUCGUGGGUUUCCUGUCACCAUUUGUGAGACAAGGACCUGCCCUCCGGACGAUGAGUGUGCCCUGCAGGCUGGUCCACCAAAUGCCCUCCGUCUGGGGGGACAGAGAGCAGUUGGCCCCUCGUUAGAACUGGCCCUGGGCGCCCCCUCCACCUCACCCGCCCACCGGAACCUGGCUCUGCCACCCGGGAGUGCGAGUCUGCCUCUCUUCAUCUGGGCCUGGGAGUCCUCAGGGCCCCCCAGGCCUGCCCACACCUGUUCCUCCUGGGCCUUUGCUGCUGAACCCCUGGGAGGGGUCAGCCUGGUGACUCUGGGGGCCCAGGGCUCUGUCCUGUCUGGGGCCAGUGGGCCAGGCAGCACGUGGGCCGGGGGGCAGGGCUGGUCCCUUGGGUGGCACAGCCCCUCCUCCCAGCCUUUACUCAUUAGCCAGGCUGUGCGGUGCCCCGGCCGGCUGGGCGAGGCUGGCUGCGCGGGUGCUCUGGCCUGCGGCGUGGCUGCUGCCUGGGCUCGGAAUGGACGGCCCCCGGGACAUGGUCCCCCAGGGCCGAGGGAGCCGCUGCCCUGCCCUCCGCAGGCUGGUCCCUGUCGGCUUCGGGGCCGAGGCGAGGACGCUCGUUGUCCUUUCUGGACCCCUGUUCCUCUUCCAGAUGCUGAACUUCAUGACCUACGUUGUGAGCUCGGUGUUCUGCGGACACCUGGGCAAGGUGGAGCUGGCGGCAGUGACCCUCUCGGUGGCCUUUGUCAAUGUCUGCGGAGUUUCCAUUGGAUUUGGCUUGUCCUCGGCCUGUGACACCUUAAUGUCCCAGAGCUUCGGCAGCCCCAACAGGAAGCACGUGGGAGUCAUCCUGCAGCGCGGCGCGCUGGUUCUGCUGCUCUGUUGCUUUCCCUGCUGGGCGCUCUUCCUCAACACCCAGCACAUCCUGCUGCUCUGCAGGCAGGACCCGGCCGUGUCCAGGCUGGCCCAGGAGUACGUGCAUGUUUACAUCCCAGCGCUCCCGGCAAAUUUUCUUUACAGCCUGCUGGCCAAAUACCUGCAAAACCAGGUAGGGGGCCCUCGAGGAGCUGCCCCGGCCCCCACCCCGUUCCAGAGCUGCGUGUCCCCAGCCUCCGCCCACCCCCCUCAGUCUCACCCUCACCUACUUCAGGGCAUCAUGUGGCCCCAAGUCCUCAGCGGCGUCGUGGGCAACUGCGUCGACGGGCUGGCCAACUACAUCCUGGUUUCCGUGCUGGGCCUGGGGGUCAGGGGCUCGGCCUGUGCCAACACGGUCUCCCAGUUCACGCAGGCCGUCUUCCUGCUGCUCUGCGUCGUGAAGAAGAAGCUGCACCUGGACACGUGGGCAGGCUGGUCCAGCCAGUGCCUGCAGGGCUGGGGCCCCUUCUUCCGCCUGGCCGUGCCCAGCAUGCUCAUGACUUGCAUUGAAUGGUGGGCCUACGAGGUCGGGAGCUUUCUCAUGGGCCGGCUCAGCGUGCUCGACCUCUCUGCCCAGGCCAUCAUCUACGAGGUGGCCACUGUCGUCUACAUGAUUCCCAUGGGGCUCAGCAUCGCGGUCUGUUUCCGAGUGGGGACGGCCCUGGGAGCCGCAGACACCGUGCAAGCCAAGCGAUCUGCCGUCUCAGGCACCCUCUGCACAGUUGGUACCUCGCUGGUCGUGGGCACCCUGUUGAGCCUCCUGAGGAAUAAACUGGGCCACAUCUUUACCAAUGACGAGGAAGUGGUCGCCUUGGUCAGCAAGGUCCUGCCGCUUCACGUCGUCUUCCACCUGUUUGAGGCAGUCUGUUGUCUCUACGGUGGGGUCCUGAGAGGGACCGGCAGGCAGGCCUUCGGGGCCGUCGUGAACGCCGUCACGUACUACAUCGUCGGCCUCCCGCUGGGCGUCGUGCUGACCUUCGUGGUCGGGCUGGGGAUCACGGGCCUCUGGCUGGGCCUGCUGGCCUGUGUCUUCCUGGCCGCCGCGGCCUUCGUCACCUACACCGCCUGCAUGGACUGGAAGCGGGCUGCGGAGGAGGUGCAGAAACGUGUGGGGCUGCCGCCCCAGGCCGCUGAGAGCACAGCCCCCAGCCUCAGACCCGGGCCUGAGAGAGCAGUCGUAUCUUCAGUGGCUACGGGCAGCUACCCUGGCGUGACCCUGACAAUGUACUCAAGGCCCGAGGCCCAUCUGGACCUCUUCGGGACUCCAGAAGCAGCCCAACCCCUGCCAGCUCCCCCUGGCAGACUGUCGGCCAAACAGCUGGCCAUCUGCCGAGGGGCUGCUCUGGGGGCAGCGACGGGCACGCUGGUAGUGGGGCUUGUCAUCAGGGUCCUGACUGCCAGGCCCUAGCAAGAAAGGAAGCAGAGUGGCUGCCCACCCCACAUCCUCAAAAAUAGACCUUUAGCCGGUGCCUCGUGUGACGUAACAGAUCUGAAUUGCGGUUAACUGCUCUUUAGAAGACCUCAACUGACCGGAAGACGAGGUUCCUGGGGUUGCUACCAUUAUUCAAUAACGUAAAUGGCUUCAAGUUGGAGAUUUCAAGUCAAAACAAAAUGGCAAAUGCCACUGUUACAUUAAGAAGUGCAUAUUUCUAGGCUGAGUCUGCUGCCCAAGUCUGUACACAAAGCCUUUGUGAAGCUCUGGAAAGGGGGCCAGCGGGCCCCGCGCGGAUCCCCCAUCUGCGUCCUGCCCACGCACCCUCCGCAGAUCCAGGCGCCGUGAGGCCCCGAGCAGGGCCGGGCUGGUCACCUUUCCUUCAGUCCUCUCGUGGCACCAGCAUUUUCGCGUAUCACAGACCUUGAGAAACACCUUUCAUACAGUAGCCAUAAGAUACAAACAAGGGCAGCGAAGCCCAGAUCGUUGGGCCACGAUAAGAUACAAACAAGGGCAGCGAAGCCCAGAUCGUUGGGCCACGUGGCCUCAGGCUGGAAUCUGAUGCUGAUCCAAGUUCUAGGAUGCUUUUGAGGCCCGGGACUCGUGACCAUUUCUGGGCUCCAGGCCGCACACCGCCACCUAGUGCGGGCAGCCUGGCCUCUGUCAUCUGUUCCUUCAACAUCAGUAGCUAUAGACACACCCACAGACAGACGGGUUUACUGAUCAAGGUCAAUAGGAAAGAAGGAUGCAGAGUGCAAACCCUGGUUCUGAAGAGUCACCAUGCCAGGGAUCCUGCUGCAGGCCCUCCGCCCACAGGAAAGCAGAAGCCGGCAUCCUCAUGUGACAUGAAGACAGCUUCUGCAGCCAAACACAACGACCAGGUACGGAGCACAGAAGAGUCACGUCACGUGUGCUAAGGUUGAGAGGUAUUGAGGAGAAAGGACUCCACGCUCGAGUAAGUUUGGGAAACAACACACACCGGCACUUCAAAGGUUCUGUAGGCCUGGGAUCUUUUAAGAUGCUGGUGUGCUUUACAAACCCCUUCUAGGCAGGGUCGGCAGUGGGGCCAGUUUUUGUGUAAAACCUUAUGGGAUUGGUGUCUCGUGAACGUGCUUACAGAAAUACUUGUUUUGGGUCAGCAGAUGGGGAAGGAGGAUAUAGUUGGGGAAAAAAAAAACCUAUCCACUCUAUAGAUUAUUUUAAAAAACAACCCACAAAUGACAAAGUAAAACUUGAGAAAAAUCUUCUUGGCUGAGAAUUUAAAAUGAGAAAAAAAUCAGUUAAAGAAAGCUGACCAACACCACCUUUGAUAGAUAAAGGCCAAAAAAAUGGAUUUAUAGUUGGAGAAAACUUGUGGUCAAAGAAUUGUCUCCAACAGGGGAUAUCUGAAAACGAAGAACGUUAUUACAAUUCAUGCCAAUUUUACCAAAUACAAUGUAUUUAUUCUGAAGCAGAAUAUACUAGUAGACAAGUCAAUAAUUUUGCUUAAUUAGAAUGUUUAAUAUUUGCAAACAAAUCAACGGACAAAGGACUAAUCUCCAAAUAUAUAAACAGCUCAUGCAACUCAUUCUUAAAAAAA